AUGUUAAAAUUCCUUGAAAAUAGAGAUAAUCCCAGGAUCAAAAGAGGACAGGAUUUUAUGCGUUUUGAGAGCAACAGUCAUCUGCCCAAUAAUAAAUAAUUUAACAGUCCUAUCCAUUAAGAUGUCCUUAUACAUCAUGAUAAGCCUCAAUAUUACGUAACAAAGAAAUUACCUCCCAUCUCCAUUUACAAUCCCUUAGUAUAAUUAACAGACAAAGUGGAUCGACCUGAAUACAUUGUCAAAUAAAAAGAAAUAUAUCACCCUCGCUAUAUGGAGGAGUACUAAUAAAAGGGCUUCAAAAAAAAGUAAGGAAUUUUCGAAUCAUUCCAACAUUUACUGAACCUUAAUCAUAUUUUGAUUCAAGGUGUGCAUCCUGAUAAGAAACCUCUCUCCUUCCAAGCUCUAAAAGAACAACGAAAAAGGCAUUAUAAAUCUGUGAACCAAGAUAAAUAACUGUCGUCCAGGAGUUACGACAGUUCUAAGGUGCACUAAAGUAAUUUAGACAGUAGCAGAUCACAUGUAAGCAGUUAUAAUAAGAAAAACAAAUAUUAUGUAUCAGAAUAAAGUAAAUUAAGGACUGAGAAUAAGAGUAUUCAAGUGACUUUAGAAGGAAUAGAUAGGUCGAGCAAAACCGAUUAAUCAAUUGAGUUUAGGCCAAAAAUAAUACAAUCUUUUUUGAUUAGGUUGGAAGAAGAGGCAGAAAAAGAGAGAUAGAUGCGUCAAUUAAGUAUUUUUGAUAAGAAAAUCAAAGAAAUUAGAACUUAUUAGGAUAAAUAUGGCAAAAGGAAAAUGACUAUCGAAUAGAAAUCUGAAUGA
This is a messenger RNA of Paramecium octaurelia, 816 nucleotides long. The record is from the annotation of a GenBank genome assembly. Lineage: Eukaryota; Ciliophora; Oligohymenophorea; Peniculida; Parameciidae.